AUUUUCUACGACUAGUUGAAUACUAUUAAAAUACAACGGACACUGUUGGUAAUACUUAGAGCACCAACUGAGACAUGUAGUUCACUCAUACGUACUCGAAUUGCGAAUUUAACAAAAUGUCCUCUAAAAUGAGGGUAGGCCUAUGUGUUCGUCUAUGCCAACUUUUUGUAAUAUACUUGAGUGCCAGUCUAUUCUGUCAUCUGGUACACAUUAUGUUAGAGGACCACUCUCGCCUAAAUUGCUCAUGAAUAAAAGAAAAAUGACUACUGUUUUCUCUUGUCUGUAAAAAAACUAAACACGACAUCCUGUGGACCUGUUGAUAAGCCCAAAGCGUCACUUUGGCUUUCCCGUAAGUUGACUUGUGUAAUUUACAUAUAAGACUGAGAAAAAAAUUAUUUCCAAUUUGUUUAGUUUAUAUCGAUUUAUGUAAAGAAUUGGAUCACGACUAGCUCGGCUUAAAGGAGAACUAGAAAACAGUUAACAAUGGCGAAAGUCAGCGACAGGAAGUGGAAGUCACAUCAGUUAUUCAUAGCCUCAGUUACGUGGUGUCUGUGGCGCUUCAUGUGGUACUAGAGCCAGUGUCUUUUUUUUCUUAGGCCUAGUCACUGAUUUUUAUUUCCCCGUCGAAUUUGCAUACGCAUACUUAGAAAGAGAAGGAGGUUGGGUCAAUCAGAGGUUGGGGAAAACAUUCAUCAACGCCAGGAACACCAUCUGAGACACGAUGCCAUUUUCCCGAAGUCGUACGAACAAGAUGUUGGAUGACCGUCCAACACCCGAGCAGAAACUUCAGCGCCUGAAGACGGCCAUCCAAGCCAUCAUUGCUGAUGAUGUUUGCACGGUUGUCUCUUGUAUACCCGGCAACAUCGAAGUCGGAGCAACGCACGACCUCGUCCUCGGGGCAGAACUGGGUAAACCUCGACGCGUCAAGGCAACCCUCUUGCACCUAGCCCUUCACCAAAGGGCGGCGCAGUGUGCCAAGCUGCUGCUGCAUCUGGGAGCUCCCACAGAAGCUCCCGAGAGCGACCUGGGCGACCGCGCGCUUCACGCCGCCGUCAGGAUGGGCAGUUACGACUUGGUGAACCUCCUCCUCGAGUAUGGAUCGUCAGCUCAGUCGACCAAUGCCGCUGGGGAGACGCCCCUUCACUUGGCUGCCGGAAAGGGACUUGUCCACAUUACCAAGGUCCUGCUGGAUGCCGGGGCAGACCCUCUUGCCAAUAACAGAUAUCACGAAACAUGCUGGGACGUAGCUACGCUCUCGGGAACUCCCUCGGCGACUGCCUGCGCUGAUCUGAUCCUUACGCAUCACUAUCAGGAAAGGGAGAGGGAAGGGGACGUAUUCCUAGAAUAAUUUGAAAUCACCUAACCUCCAUAAUGAAAAAUAAGGAUGUGAUGAAGAAAUGUACCGAGAAGUAUUUAAUUGGCAUCGUGAAGUGACGCUAUCAAACGCUGUUGUUUAUACGAGGAAUUUGAAUACGUGAACGGUUUUCUCAUCACAGAUAAUAUAUAUGAGAAUGACAAUAAGGAAUUUUAGUC
Messenger RNA from Macrobrachium nipponense, 1533 nucleotides. Its product is annotated as NF-kappa-B inhibitor epsilon-like. The coding region runs from base 722 to 1348 and encodes 208 amino acids. The transcript has 5 exons. The record is from RefSeq and is a predicted model, not a curated record. Gene Ontology annotation, molecular function: protein binding. Lineage: Eukaryota; Metazoa; Arthropoda; Malacostraca; Decapoda; Palaemonidae.